CCGACCUGCCUUCCAGCCCAGAGUGAAUAAAGAAUUAGCACGAGUGGUCCAAAGUUUUGUUUACGAUUCUUGGUGCAAUUUUCGCUUCUUUCGGCCGUGUCCGCGUGCGUGUGUGUGUGUGUCCGCUAGUGGGCUGCCCAUGAUUCAGUAAUCCUUUCACGCACCCUCCCAAAAUAAUGCGAUCCUGGACGACACGAUGGCUUUCUCGAGCGUUGCACCAGAAUUGGCAAGCUGCAAGCGCCACUGCGGAAAACAAGCCCCGCACCUACUCGCGCUUCAUCUCCGUCGUCAGUGGCUUCCCGAAGAACCUGGCCCAGUCAAAGUACAAGCCUGGUAAGAUGGGGGACGAUGCGUGGUUCAUCGCCAACACCAAAACAGCCGACGUCCUCGGUGUCGCUGAUGGGGUCGGCGGAUGGCGCAGUUAUGGAAUUGAUCCGGGCGAGUUCGCGAUGGUGCUGAUGAGGAACUGCGAACGAUUGGUAAAGUUUUCCCGCUUCGAUCCCAUCAAGCCAGUGAACCUGAUUGCGUCCGGAUUUCGGGAACUGCAGGACAACAGGAAAUGCAUUCUGGGUAGCAGUACUGCCUGUAUAGUGGUGUUUAAUCGCGAAGACAGUAGCAUUUACACGGCCAACAUCGGCGACAGCGGCUUCAUCAUAGUGCGCAAGGGUGAAAUAGUGCAUCGCAGCGAGGAGCAGCAGCACUACUUCAACACCCCGUUCCAGCUCUCCCUACCCCCGCCCGGCCAUACCGAUGUGUUGAGCGAUAGGCCCGAGUCGGCCAACACGACCACCUUUCCCGUGUGCAACGGGGACGUCAUACUCGUCGCCACGGACGGUGUGUUUGAUAAUGUACCGAUCAAGCUGCUAGUCGACACUCUCCAGCGGGUGGAAGGAGAAAACGAUCAAGUCAAGUUACAGAUGUGUGCAAAUUCGAUUGCGCUAAUGGCAAGAUCGCUGUCGUUCGAUAGUAAGUUUCUAUCGCCCUUUUCCGUAAACGCUAGGAGAAAUAAUAUCAAUGCAAUGGGUGGAAAACCAGACGAUAUAACCGUAGUGUUAGCGACAGUAGCUCUGUAGCCUCGUGCAUCAGACAGCAUGCAUUCGAAAUGCUGGCAUUGUGCAAAACCGAAAACCAACAAACAUACAAAAAUUAGAACGCAGAACUGCGCGGCCAGGAGCAGCAUUACUGGGGAGGAAGAAAUUACUCUAAUAGAAAACGGGCGCGUGUGGGCAGGCGAACGAACUUCUUAGGCAAAUUAAGUUAGCGAUUGCGGCAAACAAGGAAACGCGAAGGAAAGGACAAACAAAACACAACCACCACCCAUGCAAAGAGAGUUAUCCAGCCCACAGCAAAAUGGGUGGGAACACUGGACGUGCUGGAAGUGCUGGCGGAACGGAACCAUACAUGCAACGCGAAAGGCUGUUGGAAUAAAUUUUGUUGUAGCUUUUAGGUUUAUUGCUUCUUA
Messenger RNA from Anopheles merus, 1462 nucleotides. Its product is annotated as protein phosphatase PTC7 homolog. NCBI's taxonomy places the organism in Eukaryota, Metazoa, Arthropoda, Insecta, Diptera, Culicidae. The transcript is spliced from 5 exons. The record is from RefSeq and is a predicted model, not a curated record. The coding region runs from base 177 to 1073 and encodes 298 amino acids.